AUGUCUAGUUUAAUCCCAAUCUCCACUUAUAACUUAGCUCUUCAACCAUUCAACCCGGUUCAAGCUAUUGAUGACGAAUAUCCAGUUACCAUCAGAUUAACUUUAGCUGCUGUUGACCCAGAAGCUGUUGAUGAUAAGGAAGAACCAUCUACCUUGAGAUUAUUAAAAAGAUCCAACUUGUUUGUUGAUGACGAAGAUCUUGAAGAUGAAUUGCUUGAUAUUGAAGCUGAAGAAGCUGACGAAUUAGAUUCUGAAGAAGAGGAAGAAGUCAAGCCAAAGAACAAGAAGAAGCAAAACAAGAAGAAGGUCGAAGAAGAAGAAGAAGAAGAUGAAGACGAAGAAGACCUUGACAUUGACGGAUCAUCUGACGAGGAAGAUGAUGAAGAUGUUUCUGAAUUUGUUGUUUGUACUUUAUCUCCAAAGGUUCAAUUCCAACAAACCAUUGACCUUACUAUCACCCCAGAUGAAGAAGUCUACUUUGUUGUCACCGGUUCUUACCCUGUCCACUUGACUGGUAACUACGUUGAACACCCAGCUGACGAAGAUUCUGAAGAUGAAUACGAUGAAGACAGCGACGAUGAAUACAACUUGACUCCAGAUGAAGAUGAAAUCAUUGAUGGUGAAGAAUACGACUUAGACGACUUAGAAGAUGCUUCUGACAUCGAAAAUAAGAUUGAAGAAUUAGUCGAAGAAGAGGCUCAAGGUUCCAAGAAGAGAAACGCUGAAGAACCUGAAGCUCCAACCUCAAAGAAGUCAAAGAAGGCUAAGAAGGAAGACAAAAAGUCUGUUCAAUUCACCAAGGAAUUAGAACAAGGUCCAACUGGUUCUACCUUAGUUGAAGAAAAGGCUGACAAGAAGGGUAAGAAAGAAAAAUCUAAGAAAGAAGAACCAAAGAAGCAAGAGCCAAAGAAAGAAGAAGCUUCCAAGAAAUUCCCAACCAAGACCUUAUUAGGCGGUGUUAUCACUGAAGACAGAAAGGCUGGUAAGGGCCAAACUGCCAAAUCCGGUAACAAGGUUGGUAUCAGAUACAUUGGUAAAUUGAAAAAUGGUAAGGUUUUCGACAAGAACACCUCCGGUAAACCAUUCAUCUUUGGAUUAGGCAAGGGUGAAUGUAUCAAGGGAUUUGAUUUAGGUGUUGCUGGUAUGGCUGUUGGUGGUGAAAGAAGAGUUGUUAUUCCAGCAAAGAUGGGUUACGGUAGCCAAGCUUUGCCAGGUAUUCCAGCUAACUCUGAAUUGACUUUCGACAUCAAGUUAGUUUCUAUCAAAUAG
Molecule: messenger RNA, 1269 nt
Organism: Debaryomyces fabryi
Lineage: Eukaryota; Fungi; Ascomycota; Pichiomycetes; Serinales; Debaryomycetaceae
Product: peptidylprolyl isomerase
Exons: 1
Coding region: 1-1269 (422 amino acids)
Cellular component (GO): chromatin; nucleolus
Molecular function (GO): macrolide binding; peptidyl-prolyl cis-trans isomerase activity
Source: RefSeq, a predicted model, not a curated record